This is a messenger RNA of Aegilops tauschii subsp. strangulata, 404 nucleotides long. The record is from RefSeq and is a predicted model, not a curated record. Lineage: Eukaryota; Viridiplantae; Streptophyta; Magnoliopsida; Poales; Poaceae.
UGGUAGACGGGCGUCUUCGCUUCUCUGGCCGUCGUUUCCAGUCGGCCUGCAGGUAGCCCUGUUGCUCGCUUCGCUUAGCACUUCUUGCCUUGAUGGUCUCCUUGCUCCCUCGCGCACCCUACCUUGCCUGCCUCGGCAAUCCCACCGCCCGCGCGUCCACCUCCUCGCUGCGACUGCCGGCCAUGUCUUCCUCCGCCCCCGCCCCCGCGGCCACGGCGGCGGCAGAGCCGGAGGCGUCCCGCCCAAGGAAGAUGCCGGUGCUCUUAUUUGACGUCAUGGACACCGUCGUCCGCGACCCCUUCUACGACCACAUCCCCUCCUUCUUCCAAAUGUCCAUGAAGGAACUCCUAGAAAGCAAGCAUCCAACAUCAUGGUCCGAAUUUGAGAUGGGGCUGAUUAAUGAG